AUGGCUGUGGAACCCCCUCCCCAAGGAUAUGAAAGUGAUGAUGACCCUUUGGAAGUAUUGGAUUUAACUCAGUAUGCAAGAAGACACGGUUGGCAGAAUCAAGUGUUUGGCUACAGUUCCAGACCUAGGGUAGAAAAAUACUCAGUAGCCACCCAGAUUGCAGUGGGUAGAAUGACUGGCUGGUAUGCAGAAGUUUUGUUCCAGAAAGUUGGAAAACUUGCAGCAACUGUGGUAGGUGGUGGCUUUCUUCUUCUUCAGAUUGCCCAUCACGGUGGCUAUGUGCGGACUGACACAAAGAGAGUUGAAAAAGAUGUAAACAAAGCAAAAAGAAAGAUUCAGAAACAAGCAAAUAGGGCAGUACCUGAAAUCAACAAUAUAACUGAAGACGCAACAGAAUUUAUCAAACAGAAUAUUGUGAUGUCCAGUGGAUCUGUGGGAGGCUUGCUGCUAGGCCUUGCAUCUUAA
Molecule: messenger RNA, 465 nt
Organism: Manis javanica (Malayan pangolin)
Lineage: Eukaryota; Metazoa; Chordata; Mammalia; Pholidota; Manidae
Source: RefSeq, a predicted model, not a curated record